This is a messenger RNA of Carica papaya (papaya), 6504 nucleotides long. The record is from RefSeq and is a predicted model, not a curated record. Lineage: Eukaryota; Viridiplantae; Streptophyta; Magnoliopsida; Brassicales; Caricaceae.
CCUUUGAAAUUAUAUGACCCCCUUUUGAAAUCGUGAGGGAAGAGAAGACAGAAACAGAAGCAAAGCAAAUGCAAGCUUGCAAUGGCUACCACUAGUACUAGCAACCUCUCCAGCUUGGUCCACGAACUCCGUGAACGAAUAGCCGCGACAUCAUCCACACCGCCAACCAACAGCAAUGCUCAUCGAGACGAUGAUGCUUUGAACACCAGAUUUCGCGCGGUUUUGCCCAAUCUCCUUCACGCAUACGUUGUCCCUUCAUCUUCGGCCAAUGAGAGAGAAGUCCUAGCAGUGGUGAAGCUUAUUGCUCACACAGCAAGGAAUUUUCCUGGAGUUUUUUACCACGGGAAGCCUAGUGCUGUUCUGCCUGUAAUUGGUCGGAUUUUGCCCUUCCUUGCUGAACCAGCUUUCCGCUCUCGACAUGGAGUGAUUUUUGAAACAAUUGGAUCACUUUUAUCCUUGCUACGUACUGGAUCACGGGACACAUACCGUCUGUUUUUCCUUGAUUCUAUGCUGGCCAUUGAAGGCAUUUUCUAUAUUGCAUUAUGCGUUGCUGAAGAUUCAAAAAUUACAGAAUCAACUAGAUUGAGGUUGAAGUGUUUCGAAAAUUCAUUUUCUGGUAUUCUGGGCAACUCGACUCCUCUCUGUGAUCUUCCAUCAACUAAUAAGCCUGUUGAUGGGCCUGGUAUCAUGGUUAACCUGUUGGGCAGAAAGAGUUGGCAAUCUUUUGCUACUUGGACCCUGAAGCUUAUUAAUAAAUGCUUAACUGAAGGGACCCUGUACGUGGAAGGACUUGUUAGUACACCAUUUGUUUCAGCUGCGUGUUCUUUGUUGUGUUACGGAGACGCUGAUUUACAUAUGGCUUGUUUUGACUUUGCACGCAUCAUUGGAUCAGUCAUAAGUCUUGACAUUGUUCCAUAUGAGAAUGUUAUCCACUCAAUAUCUGCCAUAUUAAAUGAGGAUGAAGAGGGAGUUCCUAUUUUCAGGAAUAUAGUUUACGAUUCCUCUAUGGGUGGCUGCCUUAAGGCACUGCACACUAAUUGUCCUGAUGGUGUUGUCAAACUAACAGCUGAAAAUUUAGUCAAUGCCUUUUUCCACUCAAUAGGGACAACCAAGAGUGAUGAGUUGAAGGUUGCGUUAUGCAGUGCAUAUGUACGGAUUGCUAAAACCUGCCCACCUCAUAUAUGGAAGCCAGAGUCUCUUGUGCAUUUGCUUGGGUUUCCUGAACCUUGCUUUCCAUUAAUUGAUUGCUUUCAAGUAGCUGUAUCUAUUCUUGGUCCAGAUCAUGUUGGAGGGAAGUCAGCAAAUGAUACAAGCUUAUCUUUGUUAAAAGUAGGUGAUAAAUCUAUUUUAAACACAAGGAUUGGAGAAAAAAGACAUUUUCAGGAUGCAGGUACUUCCAGUACCAAACGGCAAAAGAUUGGGCAAGAAACUAAGGAUUCAAAUGCUGACAUUCCAGUGCAGAAAAGAGAUGAAUUUGUGGAUAAUAUGCAUUCAGCACUUCUUUCACUUAUUGAACAUUUAAAGCCGCCUUCUGUUGGACCUGAUUCUUUAAGAUCAGAAGUUGCAUUAACAGCUCUAAGCAUGCUUUGCUUUGUCUUCUCUUUGUACCCAUGGACCAACAUGUCACAUGCUGUAUUUAAGGAGAUGUAUGCAUGGAUCCCCUGGAUAUGUGAGCAGGCAAAGCAAGGAAGUACACUUGCUCCUGCUAUUUCCUUCUACUUGGAGGGGAUUCACAGCAUGUUGCUUUUGCAAAGUAAGCCUUAACUGAUGUUUUUACUCAAAAUUUGUAGGUUUUUGAGAAAAGAUGACCAUGAAAAAGUUAAGAAAAUCAUUCCAUAUUCCCUUGGUUUCUUAUCAUGUCUCUAUGGAUCUUGCAACUUCGAUGUUGGUCAAAAUAAAAGUUAUUGCAAAUUGUUUUUGAAUACUGAAAAUGAGAAGCAUAGAGACUCCGUAGAUGCUAUGUUACAAGGAUUCUGGUGUUCCAAGUGCGACGGAAAUUUCAAACGCAAUCGGAUGUUACACUGGGAAGUUGUACAUCAACCAAGUAUGCAGGAUUUGGAAACUGUUCGUGCUUGUGAUUUUAUUGGCCUACAAUCCUUAUAUUUUGACCUUCUCUAUGAUGAGUCUUCAGAAGAGGUUCAACUUGCUUGUUUGGAAGUUAUGCAAAGGGUUCUUUUACAUGGGACUGGAGAAAUUCUUCUCAGAACAAGAUCAGAAUGGAUAAAAUGUUUUAAAUUCUUGCUACUUAACAGAAAUAAGGUGAUAAGAGAGGCAUUUUGUACUCAGAUUAAUUGCUUCCUUCAGGAUCCUAUUUUGAGCUGUUUGUUUAUAGAUGGGAGUGCUUCAAAUAAAAGUUGUGAACAGAUAUUUAUAGAUAUUAUAAAACAUGCAUUGUCAGCUUCAGAAGAUCUGCAUAUCUUUGAGACCCUCAUGGAAUCUGCAGCAGAAGUUAUGAUGGCUGUUGAUAUUAAUAGUCAUCUUUUCUUGUUCUCCCUUAUCCUGUUGGUAGAUCAGCUUGAUAAUCCACAUAUAGCAGUAAGAAUAAAUGCAUCAAGGUUAAUACACAAGUCCUGUUACUUCCAUGUUAAAGGAGGAUUUGAACUUUUACUUUCAAAAGCUGUUCAUAUUCGAAAUGAACUGUUUGAUUAUCUGUCUAUGAGGAUUGCAACCCGUGCAAAUAUGGUCAGAGAGUUUGCAGAGGCUGUUUUUGGUAUUGAAACUGAAAAACUUAUUGAGAAAAUGGUUCCUGUUAUUCUUCCCAAACUGUUGGUAUCUCAGAAGGAUAAUGAUCAAGCAGUUGAUACCUUGUAUGAAGUGGCCAAGUGUUUAAACACUGAUGUUGUACCCCUGAUUGUAAAUUGGUUACCUAAAGUGCUCGCUUUUGCUCUUCAUCAAUCAGAUGAGAAACACUUAGUCUCUGCAUUGCAGUUCUACCACACACAGACUGGUUCUGACAACCAAGAAAUUUUUGCAGCUGCAUUACCUGCACUUUUGGAUGAACUUAUAUGCUUUGUUGAUGUUGCUGAUGCAAGCGAGAUAAACAGAAGGUUAGAAAGAGUAUCCGAUGUGAUAAAGAAGGUCGCCAGGGUUCUGACAAAUGCUGAAGAUCUUGCUGCCUUUUUGAGGAAUCAUUUUGUUGGCCUCCUUAACAGUAUUGACAGAAAGAUGCUACAUACGGAGGAUUUCUUACUGCAGAAACAAGCUUUGAAACGUAUUGAGAUGCUCAUAGAAAUGAUGGGGCCAUGCUUGAGUACUUAUGUUCCGAAACUGAUGGUUCUUCUUAUGCAUGUUAUUGAUAAAGAAGCACUCCAGUGUGAUGGUCUCUCUGUCUUGCAGUUUUUCAUUGAGAGGUUAGCAAUGGUAUCGCCAUCUAGCACAAAACAUAUAAUUUCUCAAGUUUUUGCCGCGUUGAUUCCCUUCUUGGAGAGAGAAAAAGAAAGUCAGUCAAAGCAUUUGAAUAAAGUGGUGAAAAUAUUAGAUGAACUUGUCUUAAAGAAUAGGGUAGUCCUGAAGCAGCAUAUAUGUGAGUUUCCUCUCCUGCCCAGUAUACCAGCUUUGACAGAAGUUAACAAUGCUAUACAAGAAGCCCGUGGUUCAAUGACCUUGAAGGAUCAGUUGCGAGAUUUUGUUGAUGGUCUCAAUCAUGAGAACCUGAACGUUAGAUACAUGGUAGCCUGUGAGUUGAGCAAACUGCUGGAUCGUAGAAGGGAAGAUGUUACUUCUUUAAUAACCGGUGGAAGUGGCUCGGAAAUGGAUGUUUUGAGCUCUUUGAUUACAUCUUUACUCCGAGGAUGUGCAGAAGAAUCGAGAACUGCAGUGGGUCAGCGGUUGAAGUUGCUCUGUGCUGAUUGCAUUGGAGCACUUGGUGCAGUUGACCCUGCAAAUAUAAGGGGUAUUUCAUGCCAUCGCUUUAAAAUUCAAUGUUCGGAUGAUGAUCUUAUCUUUGAGCUAAUCCACAAGCACCUUGCUCGGGCUUUUAGAGCAGCACCUGAUACCAUUGUUCAAGAUUCUGCUGCCUUGGCCAUACAGGAGCUACUAAAGAUUGCAGGUUGUCAGGCAUCAUUGGAUGAGAGUGUUGCUCCUAUAUCACCGACACUGAAGGACAAAGAGCUGUUGAAAGUCAGUGCAUAUGAUAUUAAAACUGCUGACUGUAACAGCGAGACAAAUAGGGGUCAGAGGUUAUGGGAUCGGUUUUCUAAUUACGUUAAAGAGAUAAUAGCACCGUGUUUAACAUCUAGAUUUCAGCUUCCAAAUGUGGCUGAUUCUGCAUCAGCUGGACCCAUUUAUCGGCCUUCUAUGUCGUUCAGAAGAUGGAUAUUCCAUUGGAUAAAAAACUAACCGGCACGUGCAACUGGAUCUCGUGCAAGUAUUGCUGAGAAAAUUGCUUUGUCUAGACGCUUAAUUGCUCCUCUGGCUGCUGCAGGCAUGGCAUACAUGCGGGCUUAUCCAUUUGUUGUCAAACUUCACAUGCUUCGGGAGAUAGAAGACUUCCAUAAACUUCUCCUUGAUGAUUCAUUCUUGGAGAAAUCGUUUCAUCUAAGUGAUCAGGGAUUCUUAAAAGUUGUGGAGAACUGGGAAAAUCGGCUAAAAUUUACACAGCCAUCCCUUUGGGCAAGGGAGCCACUACUGGCUUUCCGAAGGCUGGUAUUUGGUGCCAGUGGUCUUGGUGCUGAAGUUGGGAACUUCUGGCUUCAGUAUGCAAAGCUCUGUCGGUUAGCUGGUCAUUAUGAAACAGCAAAUAGGGCAAUGCUGGAAGCCCAGGAUUCAGGUGCUCCUAAUGUCCGCAUGCAGAAAGCUAAGCUUCUUUGGAGUACUAGGCGAUCUGAUGGUGCAAUUGCAGAGCUGCAGCAGUCUCUACUGAACAUGCCUGUAGAAGUUGUUGGAUCUGCUGCAAUAUCAUCAAUCACUAGCCUUUCUCUGGUCCCACUGAAUGCACUACCUGUACUUUGUGAUACCCAAGCUUCGAAUGAGAGCAAAGAUAUUGCCAAAACCCUUCUUCUGUAUUCUAGAUGGAUCCAUUACACUGGACAGAAGCAGAAAGAAGAUGUGAUAAGUCUUUAUUCCCGGGUGAGAGAACUGCAGCCCAAGUGGGAGAAAGGAUACUUCUAUAUGGCUAAGUAUUGUGAUGAAGUUUUUGUUGAUGCAAGAAAACGGCAAGAAGAGAGUUCUGAGCCGGGGACCAGGGUAAUUCCAUCAACUUCCGUUUUUGUUGCUUCUCCAAAUACAAGCACUGAGAGACGCUGGUGGUCUUACCUCCCUGAUGUUCUGCUGUUCUAUGCAAAGGGGCUUCACAGGGGUCACAAGAAUCUCUUUCAAGCACUCCCAAGAUUGUUAACUCUGUGGUUUGACUUUGGAACCAUUUAUCAAACAAGUGGCUUAUCAUCCCAAAAGGAUUUGAAGAAUGUUCAUGGAAAGGUAAUGAGCAUAAUGCGAGGUUGCUUGAAAGAUUUGCCAACAUACCAGUGGUUAACAGUAUUGCCUCAAUUAGUUUCUAGAAUUUGCCACCAAAAUGAAGAAAUUGUUAGGCUGGUCAAACAUAUAAUUACGUCUGUUCUUCGUCAAUAUCCGCAGCAAGCGUUGUGGAUUAUGGCGGCAGUUUCAAAAUCCACGAUCCCAUCUAGACGGGAGGCAGCUGCAGAAAUCAUACAAUCUGCCCGAAAGGGGUUCAACCAGGGAAGUGGUGGCAGCAAUUUGUUUGUUCAGUUUGCUAGUCUGAUUGAUCAUCUAAUCAGAUUGUGUUUCCAUGGGGGCCAAGCAAAAUCUAAAACAAUUAAUAUAUCAACUGAAUUCAGUGCCUUGAAAAGAAUGAUGCCACUGGGGAUUAUAAUGCCAAUACAACAGUCUCUUACUGUCAGUCUACCAGCAUAUGAUGUGAAUCUUGCUGAAACACUGCCAUCUGAUAUUUUCUCUGGCUUGGAUUUGCCUACAAUAUCUGGCAUAGCUGAUGAGGCAGAAAUUCUCUCGUCUCUUCAGCGACCAAAAAAAAUUGUUCUGUUGGGUAGUGAUGGUGUUGAGCACCCAUUCCUCUGCAAACCCAAGGAUGAUCUUCGAAAAGAUGCUCGCAUGAUGGAGUUCACUGCAAUGAUAAACCGCUUACUAUCCAAAUAUCCUGAAAGCCGGCGGAGGAAGCUCUAUAUUCGCACUUUUGCAGUGAUUCCGCUAACUGAGGACUGUGGCAUGGUGGAGUGGGUGCCCCAUACACGUGGACUCAGGCACAUACUACAAGACAUUUAUGUUACCUGUGGAAAAUUUGAUAGGCAGAAGACAAAUCCCCAAAUUAAAAGGAUUUAUGACCAGUGCCAAGGAAAAAUGCCAGAGGAUGACAUGCUGAAGAACAAGAUUCUUCCUAUGUUCCCUCCGGUUUUCCAUAAAUGGUUCCUGACCACUUUUUCUGAGCCAGCCGCCUGGUUUAGAGCUCGAAUUGCUUAUGCUCAUACUACUGCAGUUUGGUCCAUGGUUGGGCAUAUUGUGGGUCUAGGUGACCGGCAUGGCGAAAACAUUCUC